Molecule: messenger RNA, 2859 nt
Organism: Protopterus annectens (West African lungfish)
Lineage: Eukaryota; Metazoa; Chordata; Ceratodontiformes; Protopteridae
Gene: BHLHE40
Product: basic helix-loop-helix family member e40
Exons: 5
Coding region: 181-1419 (412 amino acids)
Biological process (GO): circadian regulation of gene expression; anterior/posterior pattern specification; regulation of neurogenesis
Cellular component (GO): nucleus
Molecular function (GO): DNA-binding transcription factor activity, RNA polymerase II-specific; RNA polymerase II cis-regulatory region sequence-specific DNA binding; protein dimerization activity
Source: RefSeq, a predicted model, not a curated record
AGAUAACAGAUACACGUAUAGCUGUGAUAUUAAACUGCUGAGGAGCGUAAAGAAAAGGAACUCAGCUGCUGCUGAACAUUUGAUUCAUGGAAUGGUAGUAGAAAAACAAUACUGACUUCCACAUUGGUUUUGUUUUUAGUCUUCAAUUUUUUGGAAUAAAUUUAAGGGAAGCUAAUUAAUAUGGAAAGGAUUCCUAGUGCACAGCCACCUCCUUGUAUUGCAAAAUACCCAACACUGGAACCUACUGAUAUGCAGGGAAUGGAUAUUUCUUCUAUGUAUGUUUACAAACCUAGUAGGAGAGGAAUAAAGAGAACCGAGGAUAGUAAGGAAACAUAUAAAUUACCCCACAGACUUAUAGAAAAAAAAAGAAGAGAUAGGAUAAAUGAAUGUAUCGCUCAACUGAAGGAUCUUUUACCAGAACAUCUCAAACUUACAACUCUAGGUCAUUUGGAGAAAGCAGUUGUUCUUGAACUUACUUUAAAGCACUUGAAGACGCUAACUGCUGUAAUAGAACAACAACAACAAAAAAUACUUUCUCUUCAGAGUGGAUUAAAACCUGGUGACCCAGCAGUGAGAAGUGUUGAUUCCAGUCAAGAUAUGUUCUUUUCUGGUUUCCAGUUGUGUGCCAAAGAGGUACUCCAGUUCUUAGCACAGCAUGACAGUGGACGAGAUUUCAAACCUACGCACCUCAUUAACCACCUGCAUGAGGUAGUUUCUGAUGCCCUUCAAAGCGGAAGGAGCCUCAGGUCUGAGGAUUCUGCUACUGAUGCUAUGGACUUGCAAGAAAAAAACAGUUCCUUAUCCAAAACUGCUGAGGGCCAUGGAAGAAAUUGUGUUCCAGUCAUUCAGAGAACUUUUGCCCAUUUGAGUGGAGAACAGAGUGGCAGUGAUACUGAUACAGACAGUGGCUAUGGAGGUGAAUCCGAAAAGAGUGAUUCUAAGUCUGAAUGUCAGUAUUACACCCAGGAAAAUGAACUGCACUACUGUAUGCAAGAAAGAAUGAACUGUAUUAAACAAGAAAAAGAGGAUCCUCCAUUAAAGAGAGCCAGAGUAUGCUCCACCAAAAGUGAACCACAUCAUUCCAAUGAGCAUAUAGUACCACCUGCCAGUUUCUUGGGAUCGCACCAUCACCAGCCUCCUUUGUGCCUACCAUUUUACUUGAUACCUCCAUCUGCCACAGGCUAUUUGCCCAUGUUUGAAAAGUGUUGGUACCCAGCAUCAAUGCCUUUCUUAUAUUCGGGGCUGCCAGCAUCAGCUACAGCAAUGACAGGGUUAAUGCAUCCAGAUAAACUGCCAUCUCCUAUUAUGAUGCCUCCAAGAGGGGCUUCUCCAGUGUUGACCCAAAUACCUAUGGACUCCUCUGUACUGCUUCAAGCUUUGAAGCAGGUACCUCCACUAAACUUAGAGACCAAAGAGUAAGCACCGUCCAAAAACAAUGCAAGUGUUAAGAAACAGGACACGGGACAGGGCUAAGAUGCAAUGGCCUAGCUCAUAAGGUGGCAGGAGAAAUUCUGUGUUCUCUGUGCUGGUGAGAAAUACAGAUAGAGAGACUAGACAUGAAGUGUGUAUUAAGCUUGUCUACCAUUUCAUGUAAUGCAUUGUGUAGUAGAAUGGGAAAGUGACCUUUGCCAAUAUCUGCAGUAGAUAUUUAAAGUGAGCAUUUUUAAAUAACGCAGCAGGUACAGUCUGGGUCAUUUCAGGUUCUAGGCUGAGGAGGCAGUAUUGUGUGGAAUGCCUGAGGGAAUUUCUUAGGGUAAUGGUAAACUGCCAGUGAUGUUCAGAGGAACUGUAUGUUCCCCACCCAUUGCUGAAUGCCUCCUGAUAUUUGUAUAUCAUGCACUCUAGGCAUGGGCUAUAAUGAAUUGUAUCAGUUCCUAGUAAUGUGAGUCAUGCUUCAAGGCGGUAAUAAGGCACGUUCCAUCCUCUUGUACUGAAUGUUUAAAAAAUGUACAUGCUGCUUGAAGCGUUUUAUGCCGUAAGUGUAACCAAGGAAGACAUGUUUAUCUUCACAAGACAAAUUGCUGAGGAAGUUGUCUUCCCCCAGUAUGUUGCACAGAAUUCUGUAUGUUUUUUUAACUACUAUGUAUGUGUUUCUUGGGUCUGUUGAGUGUCAAAGAAGAACUCUUAAAGGGCAAUGUUGGUGGUAAAUGCAAAGGAUGGUGAUUAACACUGCAAGUGUGUAACACAAGGAGGGCAACAUUAGACAUAAUGUUAGGCAUUUUGCAUCGUCAGGAUAUAACCUAUGACCAUACUUUUGAAAAUCAUAGUAUAUAUUUUAAAAGUUGAUGCCAGAAUAUGAGUAACACAGCUGCUGAGUUUGUUGCCUUUUUGUUUAAAUUUCACACUUAAUGAACUUUAGUCCAGGUUUAAGUUGCUGUUUAACUUUUUUAUUUCAUAUGGUAUAUCCUGUAUAAUAUCACUGCAAAGGAAGAGAGAGGAGUCAGUUUUCACUGCACUGGCCCUGAUUUUAUGUUUAAAGAAUUUCAUCUAAUGUGAAUCUGCUCAGAGACUGCUCUUAAGGAAUGUUUUAAUACAAUUCAUCUACCACUGACCUGCCUUUUAAAUGCACUAUGCUUGAUUGCGGAUUAUGUAAAGUAAUUUUAUAGGGUACAGUGUUGCCUUUAUUUGUAAAACUAGUAUGUAAAAAUGUUAAAUGGUUAUAAUCUUUAUUUGUACAAAUAUUGGAUUAUGAAGAAGAGAGACCUUUGAAUGUACUAAUGUUUUUGAAAAGAAAUUUUGUAUGGGAAGAGGUACACAGUUUAUAUUUUAAAAUCAUAAAGCAUGAUAUAUGUGAAUAUUUUGUCUACGUAUAUGUUGAUGGUUAUAAGUAAAUAAAAUUUAUCUUUUUAUUUGAGGAAA